UCCAAGGUUUAAGCCUUGCUCGAAGAGGUUGGCAUCAGCGCUCGAAGAAGUCGGCGGACUCAUUUGCGCGUUUUCCUCAUCGACCACGACCGCAGAGAUGCUGGAUAUCAAUAUCUUCAGGGCCGAGAAAGGCUUCGAUCCCGAGCGCAUCCGCGAGUCUCAGCGCCGCCGCUUCUCCUGCGUCGAGGUCGUCGACGAGAUCAUCAGCCUCGACAAAGAAUGGCGGCAGCGUCAAUUCGAGUUGGAGAAUCUCAGAAAAGACUUUAAUCGAAUCAACAAGGAGGUUGCACGCCUCAAAAUUGCGAAGGAGGAUGCGACGGAGAUGAUAAAUAGCACUAAUGAGAACAAGAAAUUGACUGCCGAGAAGGAGAUUGAGGUUCAACAGGCGAAGGCUGCGCUUGAUUCUAAGCUUGAGACGAUUGGCAAUCUUGUGCAUGACUCUGUUCCUGUUAGCAAUGAUGAGGCAAACAAUGAAAUAGUUCGAGUAUGGGGCGAUAGACGUAUGGAAGAAAAGUUGAAGAAUCAUGUUGAUCUUGUCAAGCUUCUUGACAUUGCUGAUCUUGAGAAAGGUGCUGAUGUGGCGGGAGGAAGAGGUUUCUAUUUGAAAGGUGAAGGUGUUCUACUAAAUAUGGCACUAAUAAACUUUGGGUUAGCAUUUUUGAGAGAAAGGAAGUAUGUUCCGAUGCAAACGCCCUUUUUCAUGAGAAAAGAUAUUAUGGGAAAAUGUGCACAAUUAGCUCAAUUUGAUGAAGAGCUAUACAAGGUUACUGGUGAUGGGGAUGAUAAGUACCUGAUUGCUACUGCUGAACAGCCAUUAUGUGCUUACCAUUUGAAUGAUAGAAUCUAUCCACAGGAUUUGCCAAUUAGAUACGCGGGAUACUCAACUUGCUUCCGGAAAGAGGCUGGUUCACAUGGUCGGGACACGUUGGGCAUUUUCAGGGUCCAUCAGUUUGAGAAAGUGGAGCAAUUCUGUAUAACCAGCCCAAAUGACAAUGAUUCAUGGGAAAUGCACGAGGAAAUGUUGAAGAACUCAGAGGACUUCUACAAGGAGCUAAAUCUCCCCUAUCAAGUUGUCACAAUCGUGUCUGGUGCUUUGAAUGAUGCAGCCGCCAAGAAAUAUGAUUUGGAAGCUUGGUUUCCUGCAUCAAAGACUUACAGGGAGCUCGUCUCUUGUUCUAAUUGCACUGACUACCAGUCGAGGAGACUAGGGAUAGGAUGUGGGCAGAAAAAGAAUGAUGAACAAGCAAAACAAUAUGUCCAUAUCCUGAAUUCUACCUUGACUGCAACUGAAAGGACCAUUUGCUGUAUCCUUGAGAACUAUCAGAGGGAAGAUGGGAUUGAAAUUCCUACAGUCUUGAGGCCAUUCAUGGGUGGCCAGGAGUUCUUGAGUUUUAAGUCUGCUCCAGAAACCAAGGCUAAGAAACCCUAAUAAGGCCAAGGGAAAUGCUGGUUUGCAAGCAGCACAACAGAAGUGACCAACUUUUGAAGUUUGGCAAAUUGUGCCAAGUUUGCAUUAUUGAGCUGGUUGUAUCAAUCUUAUAGAAAAUUCAUACUGAAUUUUCCAAAAGCAUCUAAAGAAGUGCGGCUGUCUUUGUUGCCCAACGGCGGAUGACACAGGAGUGUAGAAAUGCAUGAGCACUUUUACUGUUUUUUUUUUGUAAUAAGUAACGUUUAUUAAGGUAUUUUGAUUAUUGUGAUGAAACAAAAUCUAGUACCCUCAUCAUGGUAAUUGCAGGUGUAUGACUUUAAUUAUUGUGUGAUUUUAUUAAGGUGUCUUUUGUUGUCA
This is a messenger RNA of Dioscorea cayenensis subsp. rotundata (Guinea yam), 1786 nucleotides long. RefSeq names its product serine--tRNA ligase-like. Bases 98 to 1429 code for a protein of 443 amino acids. Gene Ontology annotation, cellular component: cytosol. The record is from RefSeq and is a predicted model, not a curated record. NCBI's taxonomy places the organism in Eukaryota, Viridiplantae, Streptophyta, Magnoliopsida, Dioscoreales, Dioscoreaceae. The transcript has 10 exons. Gene Ontology annotation, molecular function: serine-tRNA ligase activity; ATP binding; tRNA binding. Gene Ontology annotation, biological process: seryl-tRNA aminoacylation.